Ictalurus punctatus (channel catfish) is the source of this 6240-nucleotide messenger RNA. RefSeq names its product F-box and WD repeat domain containing 7 (gene fbxw7). Gene Ontology annotation, molecular function: ubiquitin binding. Gene Ontology annotation, cellular component: cytoplasm; nucleus. Lineage: Eukaryota; Metazoa; Chordata; Actinopteri; Siluriformes; Ictaluridae. Gene Ontology annotation, biological process: ubiquitin recycling; proteasome-mediated ubiquitin-dependent protein catabolic process. The transcript is spliced from 11 exons. The record is from RefSeq and is a predicted model, not a curated record. Bases 3998 to 5830 code for a protein of 610 amino acids.
CGAGCUAAAACACUAACUAGCAUUCUAAGACGCAGACAAAACGACGACUGGCACAUUAGUGCACUAGCGCGCACGCACAAAAAAAAGCUAGCAAGUGUUGUAGCGGAAAAACGAAAUGAUUAGCGUUUUAAUGACUAGCCUUUUAGUAAACUGAUUGAAUUAAAACAUCGAAUUCCGACUAGCGCGUUAGUAAAUCGGCUAAAAACGCUGACUCACACUUUACCAAGAGACAAAACGACGACGAGCGCUUCAGUAAACUAGCCAGAAGAAGUUAUAUCAGGCAAACAAAAAUCAUGACUUGCAUUUUAGUAACACUAAUUAGCGUUACAGCAAACCUUUAAAUAAACAGAUCAAAUUAUGGCUAGCGUUUGAGUAAAUCAGUCUAAGCGCUAACACUUUACCAAAGACACAAAACCAUGAUUUAGCAUUUUAGCAAACUAGCGCGCGCACAGAAAUCUUAACAAGUAUUCUAGCGAAAAGACAACGUGAUUAGCGUUUUAGUAAACUCAUCGAAUUAAGACUAGCGCUUCAGUAAAUCGGUUAAAAAACGCCGACUGACGCUUUACUAAAGAGACAAAACCAUGAUUGUAGCAAACCAGUAAAAUCCUGACACGUUUUUUGAUCAGCCUGGCGGAAAAAACACUCUCGCUAGCAUGCUAGCAAACACACAUCCAAGCAGAUAAAAUUCUGACUAGUGUUUUAAUAUCGUGGCCAAAACACUAACACGAUACUAAACAAGACAAAACAAUGAUUAGGACUUUAGUAAACUAGUUAAAAAAAAUAAAAAUAAAAACUAACAGGUAUUAUAGCAAACGGAAACGCAUUAAGUGACCACCGACUGAACAGGAGGAACAUUUAGCAGCGACCCUGGUGCUCUGAAGGUGGAUUUAUUUAUUUAAAACGUAUUUAGAAAGACACACGGUUGAAAUCGACAGCGUUUUUCACGUUCUCUCCCGUCGGCCCCAGUCAGCGGGUUAAAUCUGUGCCGCGGACAUAAGGCGCACGCUCCAAUGCCGGGAGAUUAACGAGAGAGCUCACGCAGGACAGCUAAAAAUGAACAUGUUUCCAAAUGUCUUUGCUCCAUUAAGCCCGCGCUGAGCCGUGUGGCGCUUUGACCGUCAGGACAUUUAUUUUUAUUUUUUUCCCUUUUAGUCCGAAUGCUUUUUCCUCCUCCGUUCGGCGCAUUGUCAUUUACAAGCGAUGCAAAAGCACACGCUGGAACGAAGCUGAGCGUAAUGGUUUCCAGCCCGAUAAUCGUUGGGAUUCCGCGCCCCACGGCGCAGUCAGCUCGUGAAAUCUUGUGAAGGUUACGGAAAAAAACGAAGUGGGGGGAGAGAAAGGCGCACGUUGGUUUUGUCCCGCUGUCGGAAAGCGGCGUGCGGAACUGCGUGACGCCCGUCGGACAUUUUGACACCCGCGCCCGAACGGGCGACUUCUAAAUAAAACCUUUUAAACCGCCUGGCUUGACGUGACGGGAGUGGCGUACUGGAGCGCGGAUGCCGGAGAGAUGUCACUCUGAGAGCAGCGGGGAACGAAACGAAGCCGAGAGAUGCUUUUCGGAACUUCGGAUGACGCAGACGCGGGUGGAAACGCGUCUGCGCUUGGAUUGCGAUAACACUUUUUACGACCGCGGUGAGCUGAAAAGCAUCUCGAUGCAGACCGCCAUGUCACGUUCCACUUCAGAGCACUUCUCACCUGGUUUCCUACUGAAGCUAAGCAGGGUUGAGCCUGGCCAGUACCUGGAUGGGAGACCUCCCGGGGAAAACCAAGGUCACUGCUCUAAGUGGUAUUAGUGAGGCCAGCAGGGGGCGCUCACCCUGUAUUCUCUGUGGGUCCUAAUGCCCCAGAAUAGUGAUGGGGUUGAGACGAUAAACCGAGGUCCUGACUCUCUCUGGUCAUUAAAAACCCCCAGGUCACUUCUCGUAAAAAGAGUAGGGAAAGUCUUGGAGGAAUUCCCCCAUUGGACCUCAUCUAUCACGGCCCCCUAAUAAUCCCCAUCUCUGAAUCGUCUACAUCACACUCUCCUCUCCACGAAUUUCUGGUGCACUAUAACCGCCAUCGCGUCAUCCAGGUGGAUGCUACCCACUAUGUAAAGCGCUCUGAGUGUCUAGAGAUGCGUUGUAUAAAUGUAACCGUAACUAACUAACUCCUUUCAGCCAAGAACAGGAAUCCGACGCGACAGUGGGCGGAGCCGCACCAAAACCGUCCAUUUCCUUACAAUACAGAUGCAAACUUGCAUCUUGUUACGUAUCAUACAUCUAGUGAUGUAGUGAACGUGCUAACUUGGAUGCAUGUCAUCAUAAUAAGGAGGCUAGCAUACUACUUAGCGUUGUACACGUGCUAACUCGUGACCUAGCAUCAGGUAACAGGAAGAGCCCACCCACUCGCUUGACAGCACCUGCACCUUACAUACAGGGAGUCCCAAAAGUCAUACAUACAGGGGAAAUCAACACUUUGAAGCAAAAUAUCUUCCAGAAUGUUUCGUAUUUUGUUUAUAUUUUUUAUAGCCUUUGACAAAAGUAGACGAAAUCAUUCUAGGACGUUUGAACACGGCAAACACGUCGCACGUGACACCGUUGCCAAACUCAAAAAGACAGGAAGUGUUGAGGACCGACCGAGAAGAAGUGGGCGUCCACGGGCGUCCACGGACGAACGGACAGUAUAGUCCCCUAUGCAUGGAGACUUUUGGGACACCUUGUAGAUUAGAUUUGGUCCCGUGUCUCGUACGAGUCUAGUUUUAUUUAUUUAUUUAUUUAUUUAUUUAUUUAUUUAUUGCCCUGCUGUGCACAGCUGAAUCACCGAGCUUUAAAUUUAGCACGACCCGAGUAACACGCGCCGCAUGGGUUGUAUAUAUCUUGAUUUGUCAGCUCAGAGUGUGUGAUUUGGGAUGCCCCGGUAGCUAUUUUUGGAUCGGCUUUUUGGUGUGGCAACAAUAACGGUCACGUUUCUACACGAUCACGAAGACGACCCGAUCUUCCGGCGGCGUCCUGCCGUUAACGUUAUACCACAGCGGUUUGGCCGAAAGAAACGGACGACGAUGAAUAAACCCGGCUGACCGGCGACGAUCCGGUUGGAGUGUCCCGGUGCUAACUGGUGAGUCAGUGAGCUGAGUCACGAGCUGGAAAUGGAAGUACGGAAAGGAGUAUGUCAUCAGGACCGUAGGCAGUGUUUGGAUAACACGCCAUAUGGGGAGCAUGCUUGUUGUUUUGUCAGUUUACAGUGUGAUUUUCAGUCGCCUGCGGUGGGUCUUGUGCACGAUUGUUCUACUUUUUUUGUUCUGAACAUGGUGGCUAACACUAUUUUGCUCUUUUGUCCUGGAGAGCUUCAUCCUGGACCCGGUAAUCCGUUAUCCGAACCUGUUGUGUACCUUUCCGUUUCUAUUCCGUUCAGAAUAACGUCGCGGAAGACACUCGUCACGUGACGUCUCGAUUUAAUUUCUUUGCUCCGGUCGUUUUUUGAGAUUUCGAGAUCUUUCGUGUGGUGUGGUUGUACCUUUUGGGUGUGCGCAAACAGGAAGCUCAGCUGGUGUCUCAUCUGAUGUCUAGGGCCAGAUAAGCGCCCGGGCCAAAUUCUUUGCUAUUGGUCAGGGCUUGAACUGGGGCAGAAACCAAGUGUCCGAAUUCCCGGGGUGGGGGGUGAGGAGAGCUUUAGAAAGAAGAGCAGCUGCCAGUCGCAGUGCUGCUGACAUCACACCCUGGGAUAUUUUAAAAGAGGCUGAGAGGCUUGUGGAUCGAGCGUUUGCUGUGGCCACACAGAUCAGCCAGUCUCCACGUUAGUGCAUGACGUGAAUCUCUAAGGUUCUCGAGUAGGCACUAGUUGACGGUGCUUUCGGUCGUCGUCGAGAAGAUCCAGCUACUCGUUUCUAGUCCUCGAGCUCUCCGUGUAACCUAAACGUUAUUUUAUUUUUUAAAAGGUUUUGUUAUAAGAUAAACACUACAAACUCUUUCCUUUUCUUCCUCCGGGAUAUGAGCUACUAGUUCCCUGGACUAACUUGGCGAUGCUCCGGCAUUGCCCCAUCCCACGCUUUUCAUCCGUCUGCCAUUACAAGAAGAAGAAAAUGCCCAAAUCCUCGCCCAAGGAGAAGGCUCCCCAGACUCCACCGGAGAGCCUGGCUCUGGAGCUUUUGGACCUCAAGGAAGUGGCUAGGGAGCCUUCACAGAAAGUGUUGAAGAUCUUCCGGAUUAAUAUCAUCACACAGGGCCUGCCUUUCUGCCGCAGACGGAUGAAGAGGAAGUUGGACCAUGGACCCGAAGUUCGGCCGUUCCCUUCAGGCAAAAAGCCCUGUCCGAGUCCGACGGGUUUGGUCCCGUAUCCAUCCACCCCCACUACAUUCGGCGACCUGAGAGCUGCUAACGGACAGGGACAGCAGAGACGCCGCAUCACCUCCAUCCAGCCUCCGACGGGCUUACAGGAAUGGCUCCGUACCUUCCAGAGUUGGAGCGGGCCGGAGAAGCUCUUGGCGCUGGACGAGUUGAUUGACAGCUGUGAGCCGACGCAGGUGAAGCACAUGAUGCAGGUGAUCGAGCCACAGUUCCAGAGAGACUUCAUCUCCCUACUGCCCAAAGAGUUGGCUCUGUAUGUUCUGUCCUUCUUGGAGCCGAAGGAUUUGCUCCAGGCCGCUCAGACGUGUCGAUACUGGCGAAUCCUGGCGGAGGACAACCUGCUCUGGAGAGAAAAAUGCAGAGAGGAAGGUAUCGACGAGCCGUUACACAUCAAGAGGAGGAAGGUGGUGAAGCCAGGAUUCAGUCACAGCCCGUGGAAGAGCGCCUACAUCAGACAGCACCGCAUCGACACCAACUGGAGGAGAGGAGAGAUCAAAUCACCUAAGGUGUUGAAAGGACACGACGAUCACGUAAUCACAUGUCUGCAGUUUUGUGGGAAUCGUAUUGUUAGCGGUUCAGACGAUAACACGCUCAAAGUGUGGUCUGCAGUCACGGGAAAGUGUUUGAGGACGUUGGUCGGGCACACGGGCGGCGUUUGGUCCUCUCAGAUGCGAGACAACAUCAUCAUCAGCGGCUCGACGGAUCGAACUCUGAAGGUGUGGAACGCGGAGACGGGAGAGUGCAUUCACACGCUGUACGGACACACGUCCACCGUGCGCUGCAUGCACCUCCACGAAAAGAGGGUGGUGAGCGGGUCUCGGGACGCGACGCUGCGCGUAUGGGAUAUCGACUCGGGUCAGUGUUUGCACGUGUUGAUGGGUCACGUGGCGGCGGUGCGCUGCGUGCAGUACGACGGACGCCGCGUCGUCAGCGGAGCCUACGACUUCAUGGUCAAAGUGUGGGACCCCGAGACCGAGACGUGCUUACACACACUGCAGGGACACACCAACCGGGUCUACUCACUACAGUUCGACGGCGUCCACGUGGUCAGCGGUUCUUUAGACACGUCCAUCCGCGUGUGGGACGUGGAAACGGGGAACUGCAUACACACGCUCACGGGUCAUCAGUCCCUCACCAGCGGCAUGGAGCUGAAAGACAACAUCCUGGUGUCGGGCAACGCCGACUCGACGGUCAAAAUCUGGGACAUAAAGACGGGACAGUGUCUCCAAACGCUGCAAGGUCCUCAUAAGCACCAGAGCGCCGUGACGUGUCUGCAGUUCAACAAGAACUUUGUGAUCACGAGUUCGGACGACGGCACGGUGAAGCUGUGGGAUUUGCGCUCGGGAGAUUUCAUCCGGAACCUGGUGAGCCUGGAGAGCGGCGGCAGCGGCGGAGUCGUGUGGAGGAUCCGAGCCUCCAACGUGAAGCUGGUGUGCGCCGUGGGCAGCAGGAACGGCACCGAGGAGACCAAACUGCUCGUGCUCGACUUCGACGUCGAACUCAAGUGAACUGGACAUGAAGCGAAGGGAGAGAAAGAGAGGCGGGGGUUGGGGGGUUGUGCAGAAACGGGCCUCCUCGCGCAGCUCCGCCACUGGACUCACCACUGCUCACCGUUCCUGCCAUGAAUCGCCCCUUUAGUGACCGCUGCUGCGAUUUAUUUUUUUGGUUGAAAGGGGGGGGGGGGACGAGGGUUGUGCUUCUUCAGAAAGGGGGUGGGGCAUAACUGAAGUGCGCCUUCUUGCGCAGCUCUGAGACUGGACCCCCACCGUAUAGAGGCAUCAUCCUCCUCCAUCUUUAGAAAGGGGUGGGGGCAGGAACGAGGAGGCGGGGCUUCUGCAUUCUGGGAAGGAAGGCUUCCUCAUGCAGCUCCAUGACUGGCAUCUGCUUGUCUGGUCCCUUUUGUGUUGUUUUUUUUUUG